Molecule: messenger RNA, 1356 nt
Organism: Cyclospora cayetanensis
Lineage: Eukaryota; Apicomplexa; Conoidasida; Eucoccidiorida; Eimeriidae
Product: tRNA methyltransferase 10 homolog B
Exons: 2
Coding region: 1-1356 (451 amino acids)
Biological process (GO): tRNA N1-guanine methylation
Cellular component (GO): nucleus
Molecular function (GO): tRNA binding
Source: RefSeq, a predicted model, not a curated record
AUGGUGCAGCUCGACCUUCGGCAGAAAUGCCUAGGGGCAAUCGAUCCACAGCCCGAGCAGCAGUUUUCUGCGUUCACACCCCCAAAUAAUGCAUCUGGAUCAAGUCAAAUAAGCGGACACGAGACUACUGCUAGCUCUGAUCUUCAGGACGUAGAGCCUUCCAACACCGUCUUAUCGAAGAACGCAAUCAAGAAACAGCGAGCCCAAGAGCGGCUGCAGGAAUUCAAAGAACGACGGAGGGCUUUGCGGCCAGAUAUUAAACGUAGGAAAAAAGCAGAAAGGCGGGAAAUGGCAGCGCAAAAAAGCUCCAGUGCAGCAGACAACUCCCCCCCCGCAGGAGGGGAUGCUGGUCUAACUGUGCGUAUUUGCGUUGACUGUGCCUUCGAAGAGCUGCAAAACGAGUCAGAGAUAUCUUCCCUAGUGCAGCAGCUCAUGUACGCAUAUGGGGAUGCCAACCGUCUCAAUCGAAUAAGAGAUAAGGCAGCAGGGAACAAGCGGCGGUGGAAAAGCGGAUGGAGAGGAGCGGCCGAUGUGAAGGAGGAUUUUCAGCAGACGGGAAAGGAAUCGACCAAGCAAGACACGAAGGAGCAGGUCGACGGGAAAGGGAAUGAGGCGGCGAUGAAUAUCUCCACAGAAGAUAUGAACAGCACAUCAGCUUCCGUUUUUUCAGCAGGUGACAGUACGGAUCAGAACGUUGCUGCGAUGCCUUUAUUUGAGGUGUCAGGCAUCUCCUCGAGCUCUGACUCCCCUGCUAGCUCUGCAAGCACGAGGGAUACUGCAUUUUAUGGAAACGAUUUGGCCUCCCCACCACCCCCUGUGGCUGGCUCUUGCGCUCCCCCGUGUUUUCCAUCCAACCGUCCAGCUGUUGAGCUGUGUAUAUCUGGUGUUGGGCCACGUGUCUACUCGGCAUUGCGCCGGGUGCAGUGCAAUGGCCGCUGGAAGUGCGAAGUGAGUUGCGAGACGUUUGAGCGGCUUUUCGCUGCUGAUUGUGCCUUGGAACGGGUCGUUUAUCUGACUGCUGAUGCAGAAGAGGAGUUGCAUACCCUAGACGCAGACACAGUAUACAUAGUUGGUGGCCUUGUAGAUAGAAACAGGUACAAAGGACUGACACUGAAUAGGAGCAAAGAGAAAGGAGUACGGGCAGCCAAGCUACCUAUUGAAACGAAGCUCGGACGGAAGCUCGACGGCUCCAAGAUCCUUACUGUCAAUCAGGUGGUAGGUAUUCUGAUUGCAUACGCUGAGCUGGGUGAAUGGGGUUCUGCUCUUUCGCGGGUUUUGCCAGCGCGAAAGUCCGGGGUGGAGUCUCCCCAGCAAAAGGAGUCACCCCUUGAAGAGAACAUCCUUCUGGAAAACUGA